CUUGGUCUCCCAGACCACUGGCUAUUCAGGCUCUCUCAGCCUAGACCCUUCCAGAAUCCCCCUCACAAGGGUUGUAGUCUCCAGCAGGAGCUUCCAGCUCUCCUGACAGAGCUCUGUCUUCAGGCUUGCAGCAAUAGCAACUGCUAUUCCACCUUCACCACUUUAGAGCUAUGCUCAGAUCUGCCUUAUAAUGUGUGUGCACCUGGACACACACACCCUGCCAAACGUCUGAAAAACCUGGACACAAGACUGAAGAAUCCGUCCCACCCAAUACUCUUUGGAGCCUUCAAGCUUAUAGCC
This is a messenger RNA of Staurois parvus, 300 nucleotides long. Lineage: Eukaryota; Metazoa; Chordata; Amphibia; Anura; Ranidae. The record is from the annotation of a GenBank genome assembly.